UUGGCUUUUGAUGGGAUAUCUAACAAGAAUCUGAAAAACUAGGACAGCUCAGACAAUGGUUGAAUGAUUAUUGGAAUGUGUUGGACUUGAGGACUAAAAAUAUAGGUGAAUCCAUGAGCAGACCGAUCCUUUGUUCGAGCGCCAGACUCAAGCUGAAGUAAGGUGCAAUGUUAGAACAUGGAUGAGAAAUGAGCAGAUCAUUCAUAUGGGAUGAAGAAAGUUGGAAAUUUAGACUACACCAUAUCAUGGCUGACUUUAUUGAUAAUUACUUGGACGCAUAUUAUUCAGGGUGGAAUCUUUCCAGACAAAUUUGGUGUUGUGACUCCAAAAGAUCCUUUCAUUUACAUUGGCCAGAAUGUCUCAUUGUUUUGCAACAUUACAACCAAUCACAGCAAUAUUGAAUCAGGUCAGAUGACGUUUGAAAAAGACCGAAUCCCAGUGGACAGAAGAUACAUCACACAUCUGGGCCCGAGGGUCAUCCAUCUUGAACUUCCAGUCACCUCUCUGCAGGAUGAAGGAAGUUACAUUUGUAUCUUGAGAAAACCAGAAGUGCUUUUUCUUGGAGUACAAUAUGUAUCUGUUGAAUAUCCCCUCAAAGCCAUCAAGUCUGUGGAAUGUAGAGUCUUGGGGUUUGAAACUCUUUCUUGCAACUGGACAGUUAUACAGUAUCACCAUAGUGACAUCAUUCAGUCAACUCUCCUUUACAGAAUUGAAUAUCCUCUGGUUUUUAAAGGCAGGAAAUGGCAACUAUGCAUGAACAGUUCAAUCAGCUCCUGUUUCUGGCCACAGGGGGAGUUUUUGUUUGACUUUAACAUCAUCAUGGUGAUCGUAACUAACAACAGUGUUACUGGUGACUCAGUGAUAUCACAACAGUUCAACAUCAUGCCUAAAUUUUGCAUCCAACCAUAUAGUGUGACUGACCUAAAGGUGACAGAACUAAACUGUUCAUGUCUGAGUUUAGUCUGGAGUGAUGGUAUUGACAGUGAGAACCAAUACCUCCACAAGGUGCAGUUGACAUCACAGUGGAAUCAAGACAUACAGGAAUUCACAACAGAAGAAAAACAUGUAACAAGAUGUCAGUUAAUUCCAUUUACAAACUAUAAAAUAAGUAUUACUCGCAGAAUGGUAGAAUCAGCUGGAACAAGGGAAGAACAGUUAAUUGGCUGGUGGAGUGAUCCUGCAAUUAUUGAGGUCAAAACUGAUGAGCUGGCUCCGGUGUUGGUGCCAGAAUCCUGUGUUGGAUGUUUCACAGUCACUGAUAAUGGGCAGAUCAUCAUCUAUUUCCAGACGUUAAAGUCUCAGGACUGGUACGGCACAGAGGGAGAAUACAUCAUCAACGUGACAAACCUGGCUACGGGAAGAACUCUGACCUUCUCAGAGCCUCCAUCAUCAAAUUCGUUCACCUUUCCUGAAAUGAGCAGUGCUGGUUUCACCGCGGAGAUCUACACCAAGAACAGAGCAGGAAUCUCCAAGAAUUAUACAUCAUUUUACAUACCAGACAAAAACAUAGGUCCCCAACUACCACACAACAUUGUAGUUGAGCUGGUGAACCAGACGGACAUGUUGGAAACGUAUCAUCUGACUUGGACGAACAUUUCACUGCUAAAUGGAGAUGACACUAACUACACGGUCUACUGGUGUCAACGAUCAUUAGAGCAACCUCAGUGCAUGGAUAAAAUUUUCUGGAAGGCGGUGCCAUCUUACAAAAAAGACCAGUAUAUUCAAAUACCUCAUGAUGCCUUCCACACGCAUCUCAUUGGGGUAUCCAUUGAACAACAUGACAGCAAUGGCGAUGUCAUCAGCAGUGGUAUCCAAUGGCAACAGUGUGUUUACAAUGUCAAUAAAGCUCCACAGCCUCCACAGAAGGUGCACUUCCUCGAUCACCAGUCAGUGAACAGUCUCAUUCUCGCUUGGACGUGGCCACCGUGUGCCGUGACGUCUUCCGUUUCACACCUCGUCCUCACUUACUGCAAGCUCAGUGAUGUCAGCGCUGCUGGGAACUGUUCCCAGCCACCUGUCAUGGAAACUGUCCCCAGUGAUGUAGACAGCUAUCGCAUAGACAGUCUUGAUGGUGGUGCAGUGUACAGGGUGCACCUGCAGGCCGUCUCACAGAACCGUGUUGGUCCAAGAAGCAACUCGAUUAUAUGUGAAGUCAGACGUGCAGACAUCUCAGGAACACCAUACAAUAUAUUUAUCAUCAUCAUAGUAGUAGUGAGCAUUGCUUGCAUUGCUAUUGUGGUAAUUAUUUGCAGGAAAAAGACCAAAUGUCCCAAAUUUCAACCCACAUAUCCUAAAUCAAAAAAGGAAUUUGAUCUGUACAAUCAGAGAAUCAAUCAAAGACAAAUACUGCAGAGACCUGAAUCGAUUCUGGUAAACAACAUUUCUGAGCACUACGAUCCGACAGUACCACGGAGGGCACGAGCUUCACAAAAUGCAGAAGAAAGAGUUCUGACAUUUGGCCAUAGAAACAAAGAUAUCCACAACACUAAUAGAGGAGGACAUGGUCACAUGACACAAGACAUUUCCUCAAGUACUGAGUUUGAAACUUUGAUUCCAACUUCAGACUCAUCUCACACCACACAUCCAGAGGUCCAUGUCACCAAUAGAAAACAUGGUCACACGACACAAGACAUUUCCUCAAGUACUGAGGUACAAGCUUUGACUCCAGUAUCUGACUCUUCUCAAACUACACAUCCAGAGGUCCAUGACUACAACAGAAAACAUGGUUACACGACACAAGACAUUUCCUCAAAUACUGAGGUACAAGCUUUGAUUGCAACAGCAGAUUCGUCUCAAAACACAGAUGCUGAUUCUUGCAUUUCAGUCAACACUUUCAAAUAUGUGGACCAGUUUCGACCAGACAACUUCAGCCAAACUAAUAAUAUAGUCAUGGAACAUACAGGCAAAAAAAGGGUGAAUGGUCACAAUAACACUGGUGUAACUUCUGCAUAUAGCCGUUCUCAACUACCCAGUGAUAAAACUGUUUUGUUCAGUGUACCAGAGGGCUGCCAGUUUGAAAUGACUGCAUUGUGCAAUGGUAAUGUCGCACCUAGUCCUCGGUUUAAGGUGCCUAAAACUGAAAGCCCGGAUGUUUCAAUGCAUGGUUACUCUCGGUUUGGUGUAGUCUCAGCAGACUAUAUUUCACCGGAAGAACUUUGAAUAUUUCAGCAGGUUAAUUGGACGUUAUUAUGACAUGCAUUCUUAGAGAGUCAAUAAAUAUUGAAAAAAAGAAGUUUCGUUUUGUUUAACGACACCACUAGAGCACAUUGAUAUAUUAAUCGGCUAUUGGAUGUAAAACAUUCGGUAAUUUUGACAUAUAGUCUUAGAGA
Messenger RNA from Gigantopelta aegis, 3329 nucleotides. RefSeq lists its product as uncharacterized. The transcript is spliced from 17 exons. Bases 211 to 3159 code for a protein of 982 amino acids. The record is from RefSeq and is a predicted model, not a curated record. NCBI's taxonomy places the organism in Eukaryota, Metazoa, Mollusca, Gastropoda, Neomphalida, Peltospiridae. Gene Ontology annotation, molecular function: protein binding.